GUGUUGUUUGCAGCCAAUCUCUUGGGCGGGUGCGGCGGGCUGUGUUGGAUUGUGCGGUACCUUGCCGUUGGAGAUGGCCUACGCAGGGAAGUUCACCUGCAAUCCAAACAGCCGGACUUCGCGGCGUCUCGACAGCUCAUUGCACGUUCCACGAUUGUUCGACGUUCUUUUGGUAGGCUGUCUGGCGUGACGUGCCUGCGUGCGCUUGACCAUCGCUCCUUGCCGCUGCUCGUCACACCCGCUACCUGGUUGAUCCUACCAGUAGUCAUAUGGUUGUCUCAAAGACUAAGCCAUGCACGUCURAGUGUGAACACUUUGCACUGUGAAACUGCGAAUGGCUCAUUAAAUCAGUUAUCAUUUAUUUGGUGGUCUCCUUACCACUCGGAUAACCGUGGCCCGGGUAACCCUUUAAAGGUUCAUCGUGACGGGAAUAGAUUGUUGUAAUUAUCGAUCUUGAACGAGGAAUGCCUAGUAAGCGCGAGUCAUCAGYUCGCGCUGAUUACGUCCCUGCCCUUUGUACACACCGCCCGUCGCUCCUACCAAUUAAAUGGUCCGGUGAAGUAUCUGGAUUGCGGUGAUCUCGGCGGUUUGCCGCUGGGGGUGCUGUGAGAAGUUCAUUGAACCUUAUCAUUUAGAGGAAGGAGAAGUAGUAACAAGGUUUCCGUAGGUGAACCUGCGGAAGGAUCAUUGACACGUGAAUGGCCGAUCUUCGGGGUGUGGGACGCUGGCUUGCUCGCCCUUCCGCCGCCCUUUGCCCCCCAUCCUCCCUGCAUCCGCUUUUGUCUUCCGUUUCAGCACCAUCUUGGGCUUAGUGCCCAGCUGGCGACUGGCCCGGCCCAGAGGGGCGCGUGGUGUAGGUAGAGGGUUGGGGGAGUGGGCAGGGUCCGGGGCCUUGUGGCGUUGCUCCCCCUUCAUCUCGUCCCGCCUCCGCAAGUUAUUACCUCGGCCCAGCCCCACUCUCGACUUCUGGUCGGGAUGGCGGUUGGUCCGGGCACGGACARCCCUGCGGGAGGGUCAGGGGCGGGAUGGUGGGUGGUGGCGGCUGUCCUCGGCCUGCGUACCCCCGCUCCUUCUUGUCUCAGAUUUGUCCGGACCUCCUUUCCAUCCCGACCUCGACCUCGGCUUCGUGCGGAGCUCGUGGCUUGUUUGGGGGUCGAGGGUCGUGCGACGGCGUCUGCCGCCUUGGAUGACACAAGGCUGUCGAUAGGGCCAGCCGGUCUGGCCCCGAAAGCAUAAGUUCGGAGUUGUCCCUCCUGCGGCGGAGCACCGACGCCCUGGGGGUCUCUUCAUCGCAAUUUCUUUCRCUCGGGGAGUCAAACCCUUUG
This is a messenger RNA of Chara braunii, 1325 nucleotides long. NCBI's taxonomy places the organism in Eukaryota, Viridiplantae, Streptophyta, Charophyceae, Charales, Characeae. The record is from the annotation of a GenBank genome assembly.